GUUGUUUUAAUUUUUAUUGUUAGUGUUGUUUUAGUAGAAUAUAUUUCAAAUUGCUUAGAAGCUUGAAGAUAAUUGAACUUACCGUUUUUAUAAAGAAAAUCUAGGAUAUAAACAAGUUAUUUAAAAUGGCUGAAGGAGAAUAUGACAAGGAACAAUUAAGAAUUCUAAGGAAUGCUUUUAAAGCCUUCGACCAUGACGGAGUUGGAUGGAUCGAUCACGCAGAUGUAUCAAGCAUACUUGAAAUAUUAGGUCAAAAAUUGGAGCCGCCGGCGGUUAAGGCACUUAUUAAAGAGGUAGAUAAAAGCACAACAGGUAAAUUAGAUUUCAGCCAGUUCUGCAAACUGGCCGCCCGCUUUAUUGAAGUUGAGGAAGAUGUAGGAGCCCUUCAAAAUGAGCUUAAAGAGGCCUUUCGUGUAUAUGAUAAAGAAGGAAAAGGAUAUCUAACAGUUGCCACAUUGAGAGGAAUUCUUCAUGAAUUAGAUGAUAAACUGUCAAACCAAGACUUAGAUAUGAUUAUAGAAGAAAUCGAUGCUGAUGGGUCCGGUACGGUUGACUUCGACGAAUUUAUGCAAGUUAUGACAGGUAAAAUAUUUAAUCUUCAAAAUAUUAUAUAUUCUAAUCGUCUAGUUUCAAAGUCAAACAAACAUUUGGGUAUGUCUCAGAACAAGCAAGUAUUUUUGUAUUAUAUCUACGUAUAUCUAAUAGCUUCAAAGCACAGUCAUUUUUGAUUUGAGAAAAAACAC
Messenger RNA from Drosophila eugracilis, 743 nucleotides. It is a transcript of the gene TpnC4, whose product is annotated as troponin C. Bases 126 to 728 code for a protein of 200 amino acids. The record is from RefSeq and is a predicted model, not a curated record. Lineage: Eukaryota; Metazoa; Arthropoda; Insecta; Diptera; Drosophilidae. The transcript is spliced from 5 exons. Gene Ontology annotation, molecular function: enzyme regulator activity; calcium ion binding.